UGAAACGGAGUAAGUUAUGUAACAGUGAAGGAAAAAAUAAAUUUAAUACUCAUAACAAUGGGGCCUCUCAUGGUGUAGCGUGGGUUUGACUAUGUUUUCAGCUUUUUCUUUUGCUUUCCCAAUUGCAUAUCAAGUUUAGCUACCUGCCUAUGUGAGAAAUAUGGAUCGAGCAAGGUUGAGUAAAAGAACCCGUUGCUCAGGUUCAACACCGUCAGAGGAGUCAGCCUUAGAUCUUGAAAAAUACUGUUGCAGUUACUCUAAUCUUCCUUCACUUAGUCCACCAACACUUCAACCUUAUGCAUCGGCUGGACAACACUCUGAGGGUAAUGCUGCAUACUUCUCCUGGCCUAGUCGGAAUGAUGCUGCUGAAGAGAGAGCAAACUAUUUUGCGAAUCUUCAGAAAGGGGUUUUGCCAGAAACUCUUGGCAGAUUGCCUGAGGGGCAGAGAGCGACAACCUUGCUUGAUCUCAUGACUAUAAGGGCAUCUCAUAGCAAACUCUUGCGUUGCUACAGCCUCGGUACAGCAAUUGGUUUUCGUAUUCGACGUGGUGUUUUGACUGAUAUACCAGCAAUACUAGUGUUUGUAUCCCGCAAAGUUCACAAACGAUGGCUUAGUCCAAUUCAGUGUCUACCUACUGCUUUAGAGGGUCCUGGAGGUGUGUGGUGUGAAGUGGAUGUGGUCGAGUUCUCCUAUUUUGGUGCACCAGAGCCGACACCCAAGGAACAGUUGUACACAGAGAUAGUCGAUGACCUGCGGGGUAGUGACCCCUGUAUUGGUUCAGGAUCUCAGCAAGGUGAAUACAUUGAAGGGUCUGCAGGGAAAAGGUUUUGUUUGUCAACAAAUCAGUUGAGCUUCUUUGUUGAGAUCUCCAGACAUUUUAAACUGCAUUUAGGAAGAAUGGGAGAUAAACAAUUAAAGAGUCUGCAGAAGAAAUCAGCUGUAGCAAGCCAGGAGACAUAUGGAACCUUGGGUGCUAUUGUGAGGAGCCUAUCAGGCAAUCGACAAGUUGGUUUCCUAACAAAUCGGCAUGUUGCUGUUGACUUAGAUUACCCAAAUCAGAAAAUGUUCCAUCCUUUACCUCCAACACUUGGACCUGGGGUAUAUCUGGGUUCAGUGGAGAGAGCUACAUCUUUUAUCAGAGACGACCUUUGGUAUGGCAUAUUUGCUGGCGUAAAUCCAGAGACAUUUGUUAGGGCAGAUGGUGCAUUCAUCCCUUUCACAGAUGAUUUUGAUAUGACCUCUGUGACUACUUCUGUAAAGGGUAUAGGGGAAAUUGGAGAUGUCAAAGUUAUAGAUUUGCAAUCUCCUAUUAUUAGUCUCAUUGGGAAGCAGGUGAUGAAGGUCGGAAGAAGCUCUGGAUUGACUACAGGGACUGUUUUGGCAUAUGCCCUUGAAUACAAUGAUGAGAAAGGGAUUUGCUUCUUGACCGAUUUUCUUGUCAAUGGAGAAAACCAGCAGACGUUUGACCUUGAAGGAGACAGUGGAAGUUUAAUCGUGUUAAAGGGUGAGAAUGGGGAGAAACCCCGACCAAUUGGUAUUAUUUGGGGUGGAACUGCAAAUAGGGGGCGGCUUAAACUAAAAGUGGGACAAUCUCCUGAAAACUGGACUAGUGGAGUUGACCUUGGGCGCCUGCUUAAUUUCCUUGAACUUGAUAUCAUCACAAAAGAAGAAGCUCUAAGAGUUGCAGUACAAGAACAGAGAGCUGCCUCUGCCACAGUGGUGGGCUCUACAGCUGGGGAUUCUUCACCUCCUGAUAUAAUGCUUCCAAAGGACAAAAUAGAGCCUCUUGGGCUUCAUAUUCAACAAAUUCCCUUAGAAGAUGGUGUUGGUGGGCCCGAUAUAAACUCUUCGCCUGUGGAAGCUACAUUUAACUUGGAAGAAGGUGGGAUUAACUUCGGUGCAAGUGUCGAACAUCAAUUCAUUACAAGCUUCAAUGGGCAACCUCCGGCUAAUCAAGAAGAUCACCGUGAUAAGUCAGCAUACGAGAAUCUCUCAGCUUUGAGGAAAGGCUCCGAUGAAGACAUCAGCUUUUCCUUGCAGUUGGGUGGUCAUGAAUCCAAGAGAAGACAUUCAGAACCUUCACCAAGCACAGAUGAACCAGAAUGAUUUUCUCCUUUUAUCUGCUAGUGUAUUUUACUUUGAGGUCUUUCAGGUAGCGGUAAAAGGAAAUGCAUUUGGUGUUUGGAGGUGCUGAGUUUUCAUCUCGAUGCAAAUUUGUGUAUGGGAAGUUUUGUAUUUGAACAUGUCUCUAGUGCAAAAUCCAAGUGUAGAAUACAUGCAAGUUAAGAGCAGCUCAUUUCUUGAGCUAUUUCGAUUCUUGGAA
Messenger RNA from Lycium barbarum (goji berry), 2324 nucleotides. RefSeq names its product protein NARROW LEAF 1. The transcript has 7 exons. The record is from RefSeq and is a predicted model, not a curated record. Lineage: Eukaryota; Viridiplantae; Streptophyta; Magnoliopsida; Solanales; Solanaceae. The coding region runs from base 161 to 2107 and encodes 648 amino acids.